CUCUUCUCUUAAUUAGAUAUUGUGUCCAUAUUGAUUCUUAUAUUGAUUAUUGAAUUACUACUUUUUUGUUGUGGAGUUUAUGAAACUAAGAUGCAUUUUUUUGAGAAACAUGAAACUAAGAUGCAUAUUGAUAAAGAAUGUAAGGUGUAAUCUUCCCUCUUAAGGCUUAAGCACUACAUACCAUUGUUUACCUACUGUUAAAUCAAAGUCUUUCUAACUUGAGUACGAGUUACAAUGACUUUUAUUGUUGUCGAUUUUUCUCAAAAUAUUGGGUAUGUUGCUUUUAGUUCUCGCAUUCUUUUCAGUUUGAUUUAACAUUUUAUGUGUUGCUCUAUUAGUUGAACUUGCCAGUUGGAGAUCUGCAGGCUUCGACUACAUUAAUGUCACAUUGACUUCUAUAUGAAAUGCCACUCGAAACAUGAGUGUGUGAUUUAGUUUGUUUCUUAUUAAGGACACUCUAAACAUAUAAUUUGUUCCAUUAUAUCAUUGAAUACACUAAAUUCAAUGAAAAAGUCGAAACAUUUUAUCGUAUACUGAAGAUUGAUUAUGCAUGUAUGAUGUAAAACAACUCUUACCAUUGUUCUUUUUAGACAUUUUUAUAUUAAUACGACUUCGUUUGAAAAUAUGUAUUUAUGUUAGUGUAGUUGGACGUUGUUCGUCAUUUUUAAAACGUUGUUAGUCAAAUACAUCAAAUACUUUCCUAUAUUAUUAAUGGAGAACUACCAAACUAAAUAGUUACUUCAAACCCCAACAACAUGAACCAUAACAAAAAUAUAUACCUACACUUAUACAUGACAACAUGAGAAUCAAACUCUCCCGGCCAAAAAGCCGCCGGGAGAUAAUUUAGUAGGCUUAAGGACCGGAUCCUACCCGACUAACUACCAAUGAAUUACAUAGAUUAAUAUAAAAAUGAGGAAUGACUUAAUCAAAUAAACCUAACAAAAUAUGGCAGCGGCAAAGGAUACAAAUAGUCCCGACGGCGGCGGCGGUGGAGGGUGGCCCUUAUUGCCGGAGGAAUUACUCACCAAGGUUCUCAACAGGCUGCCCUUAACUCGCUGCCUCUUCCAAUUCCGCUGCGUCAGCAAAUCGUGGCACCGUCUCCUCUCCGACAUUCCCAAUUUCAUCAGCCGCCGCAUCCUCUUCAACGAAGAUGACGAGAACGCUCCAAUCAUGGUCGCCCGCAUCGCCGACAAGGACAAAGCGUCGGUACGGUACACCGCCCUCUGCCCCGACACGCUCCGGCCCGUCUCGACUUAUUCCGGCGCCUCAUUCUCCUCUCCAACCAUCGCCGGCUGCCGGAACGGGAUAUUCUGCAUCCACGACAGUCCCGGCUUCCCCUGCCCCACCGAAACCCUAAUCGCGCUCUGGAAUCCCACCACUUCCGAAUCCAAGUUCGCGCCCUCCCUGCCGACACCUCCUCGAUCAAAUUGCGCGACCGUUGGGUUCGGAUUCGAUCCCCAAGCAACUGACUAUAAGGUGCUUGUGAUAUUUACCGAUUCCACAAGAGAAGAAAACAGAGGAGGGAGCAUCACUGCCUGGGUGUACAGCCUUAGGAAGAAUUCAUGGACGCAAGUCGAAACCCACGGCAUCAAUCGCCCAAUCUAUGGCCUCUGUUCUGGGUUCCAUCACUGGCAUAGUAGUAGCUCGAGAUCCGAGAAAAUCUAUAUCUGGCAAGAUAACAUCGGUGGCGAGGCAUUCAAACCUGCAGAUUACUAUGCUACUGUGGUUUCCUUUGACUUGAGCAAACAAGUGUUCGAGACGGUUUACUUGCGCUUGCCUCGUCCUACCUAUGUGACUGGCAGUGGACAUUACAUUGUUCGUUCGAUGUCCGUGGUGGAAGAGUGCUUGAUCGUUGUUUUGUCUAUCAGCAAACGUCUUGAAGAGAAAGUGGACUACGAGGUGUGGAUGGUGUUGGAACCAUGGCUUGAGCUUGAGCCUGGAUGCCAUCACUGGGUUAAGUUGUUGGUCGUUUCGGUUGAUCGUUUCAGUUGUCUUGGCAUUGCCGGAUUUUGGAAACAUGGGAAAUGCUUUGUGGUGGAUUCUGAUGGGAGGUUGUGCCUUCUUGAUAUGGAAACGGGUUGUAUCAUCGACCAACUGGAAGUUGAAGGAAAAGGGUUUAUUAAGCAAGAAGUUAUGACUUAUGUUCCAUCCAUGGUUUCAUUGUCUUCUUGAUACUUAUACCUGUCCAACCCUAAACGUAUCUAUAUGUUCAUCCACUAGUCCAAGUUCCAAGGUACUCCCCAGCAAGUUUAGCUUCACUAGUCUGGAUAGAUGGUAACUUUGGAAUCAACCUCAAUGGACUAUGAUGUAACUAGUUCAUGUUUCUUCUGUUGGUUUUCAUACGAUGUUAGAAAUUGUUUCUCUUUCUUUUGUUCUCUCAAAAGUAUUAUCACUGAAUGCGUUUCAACUCAGGUUCUCAUCAAGUUCAAGUUGCAUGAAACUCUUGUUAUAGUCGAUUAAGAUUAGUAUUUACUUUUUUCAACUCGAAUUUUAGUCUAGAUGAUGAUAAUAAUGGUUAUUGUUGACA
Molecule: messenger RNA, 2527 nt
Organism: Linum trigynum
Lineage: Eukaryota; Viridiplantae; Streptophyta; Magnoliopsida; Malpighiales; Linaceae
Source: the annotation of a GenBank genome assembly